Molecule: messenger RNA, 1650 nt
Organism: Drosophila suzukii
Lineage: Eukaryota; Metazoa; Arthropoda; Insecta; Diptera; Drosophilidae
Product: facilitated trehalose transporter Tret1
Biological process (GO): transmembrane transport; carbohydrate transport
Cellular component (GO): membrane
Molecular function (GO): sugar transmembrane transporter activity
Source: RefSeq, a predicted model, not a curated record
UCAGACCAUAGAUGAAACUGAUUCAGUCUGGAGAAAGCAUCAUGACAGUGAAGUUGCACCUAGCCUCGGUCUUCGACAACCCCAACUGCCUGCUGGGCCGGAGGAAUCGGAAUCAGUUCCUGGUAACCCUGCUGGUGAACAUAGCCACAUUCUCGCAUGGACUGGGCGUGGGCUGGAUGUCACCGGUGAUGAGGGAUCUCCAGACCGAAGAUUCGCCCCUGAACUUCCCCGUUCUCGUGGACCAGGUUUCCUGGAUAGGAUCCGUCGUCGGUAUUGGCAGUGUAAUGGGCAAUCUCCUAGCGGGAUUUCUGCAAGAUCGCAUUGGUCGCAAGCUGGUCAUGCUCUUUAUUGCAUUACCCUACACGGUCUUCUGGUUCCUGGUAUACUUCGUUCAGAGCGUGGAGUUUCUCUACAUCGGUCGUCUGAUGGCUGGCAUUACUGGUGGCACCUGUUACGUUGUCCUUCCGACCUUCAUCAGCGAGAUAGCCGAUUCUAACGUACGCGGUCGGCUCGGGUCCAUGAUCUUACUAUCGGUGAACACGGGUGUUCUGGCGGGCUAUAUUGUGUCCACAAGUGUGGAUUACUUUACAUCUCCCCCGUUUAUAAUCGCCCUUCCAGUUUGUUAUUUCAUCUGUAUCUUCCUAUUUCCUGAGACCCCACACCAUCUUAUUCGCAAGGGCAAAGUUGAGGCGGCCAAAAAAUCGUUUAUGUUCUACAAGAACAUCACAAAGGAUGAUAUCAAGGCUGAGAGUGAGUUCGAGGAACUAAAGUAUCUGCUAACCAAAGAACAGAAUGAGAAGGCAAAGUCAUUUAACUACAAGGAUUUCAUUACAAAACCAGCUUUUAAGGCCUAUGCAUCUGCGGGUGUCCUGCUGAUGUCCAAUCAAUUCAGCGCCAGUUUCUGUGUGACCACCUAUCUAUCCGACGUCUUUGCGGCAUCCCACACCACUCUGAACCUGAGCAUGUGCACCAUCAUCAUUGGAGCUCUCCAGAUCGUGGGAAACUAUGUGACCACCCUGCUGUGCGAUAAAUACGGAAGGAGGAUCCUCAUGCUGACCUCCACUUCUGGGGCUUCUGCUUGCCUGCUGGCCUUCGGAACCUUCACCUUUUUUGCCGCUACGACUGAUCUCACCAUGGUGGGAUGGUUACCCCUCGUGAUCCUAUCCCUUUUCGUAUUAUUCUGCAAUAUCGGCAUGGUGGGGUGUCUCUUUGUAGUCCUAGUGGAGCUCUUUCCGGCCAAGAUACGAUCUGUGGGCGUCUCUACCUUUGUGGUCAUCCUGAGCAGCACCGUCUUUCUCACCCUGAAAAUCUUCCCCAUUUGCAUGGCGGUUUGGGGCAUCUCGAUUACCAUGUGGUGCUGUAGUGGCAUUACAUUUGCCGGUUACCUCUACUUUUUCUUCUUUCUGGAGGAGACCAACGGCAAAUCGCUACUGGAGGCUUAGUUUGUUUACUGAGGGAGAUAAUGGUUUAUCAAAUUUUGUCGCACCUGGGCGAUUAGCCUAAGCCCGGUAGCUAUCUUUACGGCCAGAGGUUACCAGUCGGAUACUUAAGCCGACUCCCCAGUGGAAAGCCCUUUCAGUGAUCUGAGAUAUCUGGCCAAUGUAAGACUGAAUAAAGAUCGGUGUGUUGUUUUUUGUGCACAUGAGAAGA